CCACCUCACCAUGUACACUACCCUACAACUCAUCCACCCCUAGGAAAAUCACACAUUCGCAGAUCCUCAGCCAACCCCAUCCAUACUGAACCCAACGUAACAUCGAACCACUUCGUCAACCUUAUGAGUUACAAGGCCCAACUAACCCAACCCGCGCCACCCGCAAGGCUACUACCAUCCAACACCUAGGCAGUAAACCAAACCAUCAUUGCCAUCCAAAACCAACUUUCUUGAAUACUACACUUCCCCAUCAACACGUCACCAUCCUCAAUCCAAACCCCACCAAAAAGCUUAUCCCUAACAAGCAACCCCAAAAGAAGAAAAUGAGCUACACAGUCUACCUCAUCGCCGAAAGCGGCCUCCCGCGCGACCACCACGCCAUCUUCGUUGAGACCCACGAGAACGGCCCCACCACCGGCCACAUCUACCACGUCAAGGGCAACAUCCAAGAGGGCAUGGCCUUCGAGGACCGGGCGAGCGAACCGCCGGAGGAGAUCCCGGGGUUCUGUGGGAAGGAGAAGCUGGGUGUGGUGCAGGUGGGGGAGUACGGGCGUGUGCCGGGGAUUUGUGAGGGGGUUGAGGUACCCCCGAAGCAGUUUCAGGGGGUGAGGAGGCUUUAUCCUAAUAUGCCGUUGAGGAGGUGUCAGGAGUGGGUUGCUGAGGCAGUUGAGGCUUUGAGAGGGGAGGGGGUUUUAAGGGAUGGGUAAGAUGAGGGAUUCGUUGUUUUGGGGGUUUGUGUGGGUGAUAUAGAGGUGUGUUUGGGGUUGGACUGGGUCGGGCGUUUUAUUUGUUUCUAUAUAUGAGAGGGUGGUUCAUGGUGAGGCUC
Molecule: messenger RNA, 826 nt
Organism: Aspergillus alliaceus
Lineage: Eukaryota; Fungi; Ascomycota; Eurotiomycetes; Eurotiales; Aspergillaceae
Exons: 1
Coding region: 324-707 (127 amino acids)
Source: RefSeq, a predicted model, not a curated record